This is a messenger RNA of Somion occarium, 3539 nucleotides long. NCBI's taxonomy places the organism in Eukaryota, Fungi, Basidiomycota, Agaricomycetes, Polyporales, Cerrenaceae. The record is from the annotation of a GenBank genome assembly.
AAUGGGAUUCCUAAACAUUCAGCCCUAUUUCUUCUGGUUUGUAUAAUACUGUAUCCAUCUACCCAGAAUGUAUCCCUACUACUUUUCCAUGCAUGCGUGACACCAUUCAGUUGGGGAGUGAGUCUAUGUUUUUGGAAACGGAAGCAAAUAUGUGGGAAAGCGCCUAGAGGUAAGCAAGGAACGUGGGACAUCUGUUCAUUCCCUUUCAACCUUGUAUCCCUCUCUUGCACCUCUUUCUCCUCAACAUCAUAGUUACAGCCGUCCAGUGUCGCUCAUAGCGUGCCUGGAAGGUUCUCGUUUGUUCCUGUAUUUCUUCCCUACCAGAAGCAAAGGACAAACUCGGUUGAAGUCGGAACCUCGUGGUUGAUGUACAUACACCCUCCCAGCAACGAGACCCAAGGCAGUCCCCCGUGUUUCCCUCUCCAUUGACAUCUACAAGGAACUUCGAUUCUUUGAACGCGCGUCACUAUCACCCCUUUAUCCUAGAACGUCGAGUUCGUAACCUCUCAACAGUACUCCUGCGCUCACCUAAGAACUUACUAGUAACUUCACGUAUCAGACAUUCAACAGUUCAUUCUUAGUCUGCUUCAUAAAACAUAACAUUCAUUGAGCGGAUGAACGGGAGCGUCAACAGAGAUGCUCCAUCCUCCCUCGAUCUCUGUUCCCUUUGACUCUUCCUCUCGCCCGGAUUCCCCUUGGUCUACGGCUUCGGCCCCUCGCGAGCUAUCUGUACAUCCUAGGUUCCCUCAUACAAGAGCACAGCUCUCUGCCAUUGCUCGUCAGUAUAGGCCAUCUGACCAUUACGACGACGAUCCAGAUGCCGAUGAUUCUAGCCCUGUCACUUCCACCUUGGUGACAAGGGUUGCUAGCCUGCUCGACAAUGAGCAUGAGGACGAACUGAAGGAACUGUUGAAAGAAACAUUCGGUCCAUCUAUAGACGAUGAAGAGCUUUCGCAACAUGUAUUGGAUCUCAUGCAUCGUCAUCGUGACGAUGUAGACAACAUUCCAUUCUUGUAUCUGACCCCAACUCGUAGACCCAUCUCUCGUCCCUCAUCUCGGGCUUCGUCACAUUCCGCUCGUCUGAAUCCUAACCGUCCUGAUACGCCCCUCUCAUCAGCCCCCAAUUCUCCGCUCGCGGCUUUGUACCGCCGUCCUCACACCCCCCUAGUAUCACCGUUGGGUACACUCCAAUCCUCCUCGUACAUGUCCGUUCACAACGAGUCUCCGAGUUCGUCACCCAUCAUGACGCACGCGCAGUUCGCCACUAGUCUUCCGGCCUCUCCGAUAUCAUCUCCUCGAAUUUUGAAUGCAAAAGCCUCGGAAUUCAAGCCUAUACCCCGUCCGCUUUCUGCAGCAUCAUCCAACCCUGCUACUUUCGCAGGACUUCGAGCUGAUACCCCAUCUCCGGAUUUGUGGUCUCAUAACCCCCAACGGCCUACCUCCAAAUUGGCUAUCGCUGCUCCUCUUACGCCGGAUAGUAGUCUAUUGCCACGCUCCGCAACACCGAGCUCUCUUCGGUCAACCUUGCGGCCUGAGGAUGACGACGACGAAGAUGACCCGUUCGAUCCCUUUGCCGCUAAGAACAUUCCCCGUUCUUUCCACCCAGUUUCCGCAUCCGACUCGGACACGCAAUGGUCGAAUUCGCCAUUAUCAAACUCGUCCCUCUCUACCGACUACCACCAGCCUGCAAGCAAUGGCCAACAGUAUCCUAAUUCCAUUGAAGGGGACUCGACCCGGUCUCGCGAGAACGAACUUGACGGGGAAUCUGAGACGGCCCUCACGGACGGGAUGACACCAUUCGACGUUCUAAGCUCAGUUUUCGGUGCUACGCUUGCUCCAUCCGAGUUGGAAGAAGCCCUGGCGAACAACGCGUAUGAUUUCGAACGGGCAAUGUCUUGGCUUGUGGAUCGCGCCUAUGUGCACCACCAGCCGAAACCUGCUCCUGCUAGAAUGCAAUCUAUGGGUAACAGGGUCAUGGUAGUCUCCCGAGAUGGCCAGGGCGGUUUCUAUCGUGGUGGGCGGGGUGCCUAUAACCCUCGUGGUAAUAUGAGGUAUGGCAAUGGACGCCCUGUCCAGGGUGGCAAUAGAGUUUGCAGAUACUUCUUGGCCGGCGAAUGUCUGCGUGCCGACUGUCGUUUCAGUCAUGAUUUAGAACGGGCCUUGUGCCGAUUCUGGCUACGUGGUACUUGUGCCAAGGGCGAAACCUGCGAGUUCCUACAUCGUUUGCCGGAAGGUGUCGACAUUUCCAGUUUGAAUAAUGCCAUGGGGCGCGUAAACAUCAAUGUCAACAACCAUGAUGAAUCUGGCAAUCAUCUUCCUCCCGAUGAGUUCCCCACAUUGAACCAGGUCACCAACCAGGCCAAGAAUGGACGCAGCAGUCAAAAUUAUGUCCGCGAUGAGACCUUCCAAGAUCCAAGUCGUACUCGAUUUGCCAAUGCCGUCAAACGGCCACCUGUCCAGCCUCCGCCGCAACCCGCUUAUCCUAAGGAUCCCGCUCUGAUAGCUGCCCGCCGAGAGGCAAUGGGCACUGCGGCAGAGCUUCCGACCGGUAUUGUCGCUCCUAAACCGUCACCUCGCAUCAAGUUACGACCACCUACCUUAUUGCCUACUUUGCCUACUGGUGAGGCUGUCAACAGUCUCUAUUUGACUUACCGGUCUCGAGCGAUCCAGCUGGGAGCUGCACGUAAUGCGUGUUUGUCUCGCGCUGCUGAUGCAUGGCGACGGGGUGAUGGAGCUGCGGCGAAACGCUUUAGUAGGGAAGGUCAUGAUCUGAAUACCAAGAUGCAUUCAGAGAUGAUUGACGCCGCAGCGAAGUUGGUCAGAGAGCGAGCAAAAGUAUGUGAGCAAGCUGUUCGAUCGAGGGAUGCGAGCUGGUCAGACGAUCCUGGGGACCGGGCUGCUCGCGGUAAGCUCUGCGGCGCAGGACUUGGUGUCGUGCUCGGGAUUGCCAAUCAAACUGCCGGAGAGAACCAGAAGUUGACAGCUGAUGAGCGAACGGAGUGCAUAUUGGACUUGCACGGACUUCAUGCUACCGAGGCAACAGAUGUGUUGGAAGAAUUCCUUCUAUCUUUGGAGCGUGAACACUUCUAUGGCUUGGGUGAGUGUUGUUCAGCUUUUAUCAUGCACUUGUUUCCUCACAUGGGCUUCUCGCAGCGUAUCUUAUAGUUGGAGAGGAGAAGCAUACGGGUACGCAAGAUCCUGCACGUGGUGCUUCCCGAGCUCGACUCGCGACUGGUGUUCGUGAAUGGUUGCAUCUAUGGGGAUAUCCGUGGAGCGAGCGUGAGGGUGUGAUUUGCGUCGACCCUUUGACACAUGCAUAGGGAUACUCGCUCAACAUAAAAAGAUAAACAGUUUGGGUGUGUGUGGUUUGAAUGUUUUUUCUGCUGGAACUGUUUUAUUUUCGCAAGGGAGAUUGUAGACUUAGUACUGUGCACCUAUUGUUUGUAUAUGGGCCUUGAAUGGCUGCUGUUUGACGAUUGGAAAUGAACUUGCACAUAUAUGGGAGCUAGCAUGUGAACGUCGUUUUGAGUUUGUGGCCC